Messenger RNA from Grosmannia clavigera kw1407, 1629 nucleotides. RefSeq names its product serine/threonine-protein kinase. Bases 1 to 1629 code for a protein of 542 amino acids. The record is from RefSeq and is a predicted model, not a curated record. The transcript has a single exon. NCBI's taxonomy places the organism in Eukaryota, Fungi, Ascomycota, Sordariomycetes, Ophiostomatales, Ophiostomataceae. Gene Ontology annotation, molecular function: protein kinase activity; ATP binding; receptor serine/threonine kinase binding. Gene Ontology annotation, biological process: protein phosphorylation.
AUGCAAACCCUGGCAACUCUACUGGCUGGCGGCUACCGCGGAGCCGGACUGACCAAGCUGAAGCUGGGUGAGCGGCUGGCAGACGGACAGCUGCCGCAGGCAAUCCUCGACGAUCUGGGCGACACGCUGGAGCACCUAGACCUGUCGGGGACGGGGUUGGCGUCGCUGCCGGCGGACUUUGGGGCACGGCUGCCGCGGCUGCGCAUUGCCUUUUUCAGCAGCUGUGCGUUUGAGUCGUUUCCGGCGGCCGCCCUGGCGGGCUGUGGCCAACUCGAGAUGGUGGCCUUCCGCAGCAACGGCAUGGCGUCGCUGCCGGCGGAAGCAUUUGAGGAAGAGGACGGUGCGGGCGGCAGCCGACCGACGCCGCUGGCGAAGCGGCUGCGCUGGCUGAUCCUGACGGACAACCGGUUAGCGACGCUGCCAGCGAGCAUCAGCCGCUGUGGGUGUCUGGAAAAGUGCAUGUUGUCGGGCAACCGGCUGGAGGCGCUACCGGACGCCAUGGCCGCCUGCCAGAGCCUGACGCUGCUGCGGCUCUCGGCCAACCGGAUGGACCGCCUGCCCGGCUGGCUGCUGACGGCCAUGCCACGUCUCGCCUUCCUCUCGUUUGCCGGCAACCCGUGCUCGUCAGCAGCGCCUUCGGCGACGACCACGCGUCCCUCGACCGCUUCCGCAUCGGCGCUUCCGCACAUCGACUGGAAACAGAUCGAGGUCCACCACGUACUCGGCGAGGGGGCCAGCGGCAUCAUCUCCAAGGGGGUGGUGCGGAGCAGCAGCGGGCUGUCGGGAGAGAGCACGCCAGUGUCGGGCAUGUCCACACCGGCACUACAGUCAGCGACGACGACGACGGUGGCUGAAGAUGCCGUGGCCAUCAAGAUCUUCCGUGGCGCGCUGACGAGCGACGGCACUCCGUUUGACGAGAUGGCUGCCAACAUUGCGGCCGGACACCACGUCAACCUUGUUCGGGUGCAUGGACAGAUCCGGUUUGCGGAGGAAGAGGAGGGAGGGGAGGAGGAUGAGAUACUGGAAGAAGCUGAGAAAACAAAGGAAGAGAUUCAAGACGCGUUCAAAGGCGGCAUCGUGAUGGAGCUGAUCCCGCCACACUAUCGGGUGUUGGGCCAGCCGCCGUCGUUUGCGAGCUGCACACGCGACCGAUUUGACGACCGCGACGACAGCUCACCCUUGUCAGUGGACGCUGCCCUCUCCAUCCUUGCCGGCGUGGCCUCGGCUGCAGAGCACCUGCAUGGACGCGGCAUCGCCCACGGCGAUCUGUACGCGCACAACAUUCUGGUCACGGGACACGACAAAAGCAGCAAGGACGACAAGAUGGACACGCAUGCCAUUCUCAGCGAUUUCGGUGCGGCCACGCUGUACGGCACUGCCGGCCUCCUGGACCCGCUCCUCGAGAAGAUCGAGGUGCUCGCCUUUGCCCAUCUGGUGGCGGACGUGCUCGGUCUGAUUGGCGACACGGCAACGGACGAAACGACUACAACGGUCGGCAGCCGGCUGCAGGAUCUGCAUCGGCAGUGCGAAGUGGCCGAGGUGGCCGCCCGGCCGACGUUUGCCACGGUCGUCGGCCGGCUGACGGACAUCCAGUCAGAGUGGAGCAGCAGGCCCCGGACAUGUGCAUGA